GGCUUUAAAUCUUUAUCAACUAAGAUACUGAGCUUUAGAUGAAUGGCCUGAAUACAAGACUUGAAUGUUAAAAGGAAGGACAGAUAGCUCAGAAGACUCUUAUUCUGUACAGUUAAAGUCUGCCAUCUUCAACUUUCAGAGUAUUCUGACUGUAAUCUUGCUUCUCAUAUGUACCUGUGCCUACAUCAGAUCCGUGGCUCCCAGCUUACUGGACAAAAAUAAAACUGGACUAUUGGGAAUAUUCUGGAAAUGCGCCAGGAUUGGUGAAAGGAAGAGCCCCUACGUAGCUGUGUGUUGUGUGGUGAUGGCCUUCAGCAUUCUGUUUGUACAGUAGCAACUGGAGGUUGUCCCUUAGAUCCUGCAACCAAACAGCAAAGCAUGGAAGAAAUUCCAGCAGGAAAAAAUUAAGAAACAUCGUCAACUCUCUUCCCACAUGCUGGAUAGCCAGUCUCUUGGUGAUCAUAAUGAAACUAACUUCAGUAUGAUAUUUAGAUAAUAAUGUCGCAUCAAUAUUGACACUGCUGAUGUAACAGUUCGAAACAUGUCCAUUCUGUUUUUGGGUUCCACAAGAAUAUGUUUUGUACCAUGCAAUUAAAAAGGUUUUUAAUGUUUUUUGUUUAUUAAUGUUUUGGUUUUGAUAGACCCAUUUAAUUAAAUUUUACAAUUAUACGUCAGGCAAAAGAACCACUCCUAUGAAAACGAAGAACAUUAUAGAGUAUGUUUACUGAGUAUCUUCAGUUCUUAAUGCCUGAGCAAUUCAUGUGAUAUUGUGACAGGUAUUGUCACAUGCUUAAAACAGAUUUAUUAAGCGUUUAAGUCACAUUCAGCUUUCAUUUUUUAAUCUCUUAGUUUCUUAAUCUAAUGAUAUUUCUGUUGUUAAGGUAAAAUAUAAAUAAGUAUGGGGAUCAUAACAGUAGUGAUGUCUGACUAUCUGCUGAGAAUACACAAAUGUAUGAUUUGAAAACCAGGACUGUUUUGUAAAUAUAUACAUAUAUAUUUGUCUUUAGAGAUCAAGCUCACAGGUAAAUCAUUCCCUAAAUUUUUUGUUUUGUUUUGUUUCAGAAAGGUUCUGGUGACUCUGCUACUGUUUUUGAGGCAUUUAAUAUAAGGUUGUUAAAUCAGCUGAGAGAGCAGUUAGCUUCUCAGUAGUAGAGAUAGGAAAGUUGUAUAUCCUAAUGUUCUAAGGGUUCAAAAUAAAAACAAAAAUAAUUAAAAAAAUAAAAAGGAAAAGAAAAAGAUUACAGUCAUUAUUAGCAAAAAUGAGAUAAACCUCAUUAUUUUUUGCCAUUAGUUUUCAUUCUAGUUUUUUUAAACUUCUUGAUAAUUAGUAACUUAUUUUAGUAGUGCCUAAGAAGUGUAUUUUUACCAGGCAGGUAUAUGACUUUGUAAUGACUGUAUUUUAGAGCUAUCUGUCAGCUGUAUUUUGGGUUGUUCUGAAGAGGUAUGUGAUCAGAAUGAGCUUAGCCGCAAUAAAACAAUCUGCAUGGUAUGUACCUGUUGUCAUUCUUAUUAAAACUCUUGUUUUGUAGAUCCAAAUCAUCCUGUACUUAAAAAGGAAGUGGUUGUUAGCGACUAGCAUUGUAUUAUCCCAUGUGUAUCUGCAUAUCUAAAUCAUCAUCAAACAUACUUAAUUGUCCAAAGCUGUUUUCUAAUCAACAGACAGGAAAAAUAGCAUUUUUAGUUUAGAUGAAAUAAAAAGCAUUGGCUGUAAAAACCUGCAGGCUCAGAGGAGUACAGAGCUGCAUAAUGUUGAUAACCAUGGUGUGCACACAUACAAGCCUUAAACCAAGCAGGAAGUCUGAGGAACAGCCAUGUCCAUUUCUUUGAAUGUGGGUACUGUCCCAGAUGUAGCAUUAGAGCAUCUAAGGAAUUCAUUUCUGUGUAUUGAAGUGCCAUUCCUAGACUGGGGAUGAGAGAAGCUCAUGAGGAGACUUGAGGUUUGACUCAUACGUAUGUGUUAAAAACAAGUGUAGGAUCAUUGGAAACUAUUAUCUUCAGUGUGUUCUGGUUUUUAACAUGUAUUGGACUUUAUGAUUAAAUAAUGGUGUCUGUAGA
Messenger RNA from Coturnix japonica (Japanese quail), 2055 nucleotides. RefSeq names its product transmembrane protein 167A (gene TMEM167A). Lineage: Eukaryota; Metazoa; Chordata; Aves; Galliformes; Phasianidae. The record is from RefSeq and is a predicted model, not a curated record.